Cyprinodon tularosa is the source of this 2612-nucleotide messenger RNA. RefSeq names its product wingless-type MMTV integration site family, member 5b (gene wnt5b). Gene Ontology annotation, molecular function: frizzled binding; cytokine activity. The record is from RefSeq and is a predicted model, not a curated record. Lineage: Eukaryota; Metazoa; Chordata; Actinopteri; Cyprinodontiformes; Cyprinodontidae. Gene Ontology annotation, cellular component: extracellular region. Gene Ontology annotation, biological process: canonical Wnt signaling pathway; neuron differentiation; multicellular organism development. Bases 472 to 1647 code for a protein of 391 amino acids. The transcript has 6 exons.
UUAAAGCAGCUGCAGCGGGACAAGAAUUAGUCACUCCGCUGCUUUAGUCCAGGUUUCGAUAUCAUUGUCAAUAAGUAUAUUUAUAUUUCAUUGUCUAAACGAGACAACAGAAAUCUACAUGUCACUAUGUGGCUUGUUUCAUCUGUCCGCGAAGAAGAGAAGCUUUACGCAAAACUGGAAUAAUCUGUGAACCGUUUUACGCACAAUGUUUUGAUCUGCGUAAAAGGGAGGAAGGUGGAUUUCUGGAUGUUUUGUUUUCCUCAGUGUGACUUCAGACUGGAAUCCGAUUGCUUGACACCCUGGGAUACACUUUUAUUGAAAAUAAGGAUAAUUUAAUGCAGGAGGAGUUUGGUUAUAAAAGGAAAACUUUGUUCAUAUCUAAGUUUGCUGAGCUGGAUCCGGACCUGCAGAGUUUCCAUUUAGCUCCCCUCUUUGGAAACUAAUCAGGACGCGUGGUGAAUCCUUUCGCCCAUGUCUCAGCAGAGCACUUUGCCCCGCACUGGCUGCUCCGCGGUGCCGCGGCGGGCAAUUAUGGACAACAGCCCCGUCCUGAGGAGACGAACCGGAGCCGCCCCACAUCUGCUCCAGUUGGCGGUCCUCCUCGCCUGCAGCUCCCAGCUUCGGAUGGUGGAGGCAAACUCAUGGUGGUCUCUAGGUCUGACCCCAAUCCAGCGACCUGAGAUGUACAUCAUUGGCGCUCAGCCUCUCUGCAGUCAGCUCUCUGGCCUUUCGCAGAGUCAGAGGAAGCUGUGCCAGCUGUACCAAGAUCAUAUGAGCUUCAUCGGGGAUGGAGCGAGAACAGGAAUCAAAGAGUGCCAGUACCAGUUCAGGCAGAGGAGGUGGAACUGCAGCACUGUGGACAACACAUCUGUGUUUGGGCGGGUCAUGCACAUUGGCUCAAGGGAGACAGCAUUUACCUACGCCAUCAGUGCCGCCGGUGUCGUCAACGCCAUCAGCCGGGCAUGCCGCGAGGGCGAGCUCUCCACCUGCGGCUGCAGCCGUGCCGCCCGGCCCCGAGAACUGCCACGUGACUGGCUGUGGGGAGGCUGCGGCGACAACGUGCAUUACGGCUACAGGUUCGCCAGGGAAUUUGUCGAUGCCAAGGAACGGGAGAAGAAUUACCCACGCGGGUCAAAAGAGAACGCACGAAUCCUCAUGAACCUGCACAACAACGAAGCUGGGAGGCUGGCGGUCUACAACCAAGCCCAUGUUGCCUGUAAGUGUCAUGGAGUCUCCGGUUCCUGCAGUUUGAAAACCUGUUGGCUUCAGCUGGCAGAUUUCAGACGAGUCGGAGAAUUUCUAAAAGAGAAAUACGACAGUGCUGCAGCCAUGCAGAUCGGACGCAAGGGAAAGCUAGAGCUCAAAGACAAGCGCUUCAACAACCCAACACCUGAGGACAUGGUCUACAUUGACACAAGCCCCGACUACUGCCUCCGAAACGAGACCACGGGCUCGCUAGGAACGCAUGGGCGUUACUGCAACAAAACCUCAGAGGGCAUGGAUGGCUGCGAGCUGAUGUGCUGCGGCAGAGGGUACGACCAGUUCAAGACCUACAAGCACGAGCGCUGCCACUGCAAAUUCCACUGGUGCUGCUACGUCAAAUGCAAGCGUUGCACGACGCUCGUGGACCAGUUUGUAUGCAAAUAACAUGCGGGGGAGCUCUGGCCUAAAGAAGGGAGAAAAUGUUGGAGAUUGAUGAUGUCCUUUUUAAUAUAAAGAGCUGAUUGAUGGACUGGUGUAUUAAAAAAAAAGAUGUCCAUUAUCCUGACAACACUCCUGAUUGGAAGGAUGAAAGAACAAAAGAGCACAAACGAUGCACAAGUGAGGAAGAAAGGAGUCGGGGAAAAAAAAGGACCAAGCUUGAAGCCUUGCAGUGGGACACAGACCUGUGAGCUGAAGAGAUUAAAUAAAUAUAUAAGUAAAUGAAAAAUAAAUCUACAACUUAUACAUUUUAAUUUAAAGAGACUUCAAUUUGUUUCUAACUUUAAAGCAGCCUGACUCCUCUCUUUGCCCGCUGCUUUCUAAAUGCAAGAGCACUGCUAACAUCACCAUAGGCACUCCCAUCUUCACAGCAGGAGCAAAGAAACGGCCUAAAAUACAGCCAUCGGGAAGAGAACAAUUCAACGUCAUAGAAAUUAACCUUUGGUGCCUUGUUAAAGUAUUCACACCCAAUCAAAUUAAGAUGGAAGUAGUCAAAUUUAUGAGACAAACAGAAAGUAGAGCAUAACUAUGCAUUGAAAAGAUGGUUUCAAUAUUUUUGCUGCAAUAUUUGGUACAAGGAGUUUUGGAUAUGUGGAUUUGAUACUGCUGUUAUAUGUAUAUGUUAUAUGUAUUCAAGAAUGUCCACUAGAGGGUGUGGAUCCACCAGCCUUGAACAUUUGGAGACAGAAAAACAUUUUCUUUUCAAUCAGACUGGAUGAAGAAUAUUUGAAACAUUAAUUUUAAAGUAUCCAAAUAAUUUUUUAAGAUACAGUUUGAUCUAAUCCUUGAUUUAGUCUUUGCUGUUUACAUAGUUCUUUUUUUUUUAUCUAAACCGCUCCAUUUUAUCUCUUUGUUUAUCUUUAGGGUUGUUGUCUUUGGAGGUGAAUGCACAGACCAGUCUGAAGUCUUCU